This is a messenger RNA of Fonsecaea multimorphosa CBS 102226, 1353 nucleotides long. RefSeq lists its product as uncharacterized. The transcript has 6 exons. NCBI's taxonomy places the organism in Eukaryota, Fungi, Ascomycota, Eurotiomycetes, Chaetothyriales, Herpotrichiellaceae. Bases 1 to 1353 code for a protein of 450 amino acids. The record is from RefSeq and is a predicted model, not a curated record.
AUGGGAGACGACGACGUGAACGUCAUGGCGACGAACAUGACUCUGGAAUUUCGGCAUGGAAAAGGCAUAGACCGGAUCCCGACCACCUGGUUUGCCUCGGGGGAUCCCAUCGACUCGUUCAUCUGGGCUCAUGUCGGGUUCAUGGUCACUGCUUUCGCAGUCGUCUUUCCCAUCGGCAUGGUCUUGGGCCUGGGGAAAUCGCGGUGGCAUGUCCCAGUCCAGAUCUUUGGGUUGGUAUUGACUGUCAUCGGCUGGGUACUACCCUCGUUCCACGGAGGGAGGCAGUACCUGAAACCCAACAUCCACGCAUCAUUCGCAAAGUGGCUCCUCUUUGCCAUCGUCGCUCAGGCUGCAAGCGGGACAUAUUUGAGCUUGCGGCUGGAAGGCCCUCGGCAUCGGACAAUCCGAAAGAUACUGCAUCGCUGGCACGGUGUUGCGGGGAAGUUGAUGCCUGUCGCCGGGUGGACGCAGAUGAUGUUCGGAGGAGAGACGUCACAAGGUUUCUGCCACGGCGACUGGCUCCCCAUGUGCGCCGGUCAUGUCUCGAUGGGAUCGAUCAUGAUCGGAACGGGAAUCAUACUCGUCAUCAUCACCAUCGACGGCGAGAGGAGGAUACGGAAGACGGGGAGAUCGUUGGAUUUCUAUGCUUGCGCCACCAUCGCAGCAUCUGGGUGCGGCAAACUGACCUGCUGCCAAAAGAUUCCAGGCUCCGAGUGGAACCACCGCGAGUAUAGUCACGUCGCCUUUGGGGUUUUCUGGUGGAUAGCCGGUAUCGUCGGCCUUUGGCAGACCCGCAAACAUGACCAGCGGACACCCAUCCCCGGAGUGGUGUUCUUGGUGACAGGAUGGUACUUCAGCAUGCACGAGCAGCCAAACCCCAUGGCAAAGCAUGUGCAUGAGAUCCUCGGGUGCGUCAUGAUGACUGCUGGAGCGAUACACUUUGUGGAGAUUGCCUAUUUCACGAGAGAUCGUGAUUCCAGCACCGCGACGAUUGACUCGAGGCCUCACAAGAGUCCGAAUCCGUCCGAGUUUGUCUUUUCGUUUUUAAUCAUAGUCAUGGGCGUCAUCAACAUAUACGCGCCUCCCCAAACCCUGUGGCUCUUCAAUUACUGGGGCCUGGACCACAUCUCGCUGAUGCUGAUCUGGUUCUCGAUAGCCAUGGGCAUCAUGUGUUAUACGCUUAUGCUCGUCCAGCUCUACCGGAGCCUCAAAGCCGCGGAAAGGCAUUCGAGGCGGGCUGGUCACGAUGACGAUCUUGGAAUCAUGCAUAAUAAUACAGAGAUCUCUGGUCUCUUGGGGACGGAUGCAGCACUAGGUGAUGGUGAUAGUGAUGAAGACGAGGUAAAGAUAUAG